AUGCCAGCACAACAGGAGCUUGCCCGCCAGUGGUUCAUUCCAGGGGACGGUAUUGACCGUCAUGUGAUCUCCGCGGACAUUCAGCGAUAUUUAGGAAAUGAUGCGACGGUUCGACCUGGGCGCGGUACCGAGCGCAACAAUGAGGGCGUAGAAGGAUACUGGAUCAGAGCGUACCGCAAUCUGACAUCUGCCAUGAUAUCAGAUCUGCGUGCAGAUUCUGCUCGAUGGAGACAAGAGAAAGCAGCGACAGGUGGAAGAGGUAGCAGCAGCCCAUCAGAUUCGAACACGUCAGGGAUCACAGUACCUGACUUGCUUCCAGAACCCUAUGUUGGGUCCCAGACCUACGAACGUGGAAACGCUUCACAGUCUGUUCGAAGACGUGACGCGGACUCUCCUUCUCUUGGGGACGGAGCUUACGGUGUGCCACCCACCCGUUCUGGUCGAGGCCAAGGCGAUGCGAUGCAGAUCGACCCGCCUGCACCUCAGCAACAUGCAGACAGAGGUAGGUAUGGACAGCCGUCCCACCCGACCCGCGGCGGAUACCAGACCCCGGAUAGCGGAGCCUACCCUGCUCCAGGACGGGAUCGCUACCCUGACAAUGGAAGGGCUGAACCUGGAAGGCCCACUGGAGGCAGACCUGCCUACCAAGAGGAUCAGACCAUGUCGGAUGCUUAUGGACGUCCACCUGUUUCUCAAGCCUUCGGUCAGGAUACCAGGUAUGGCGCCCCUCCGCCUGCCAACGACGGUGCGCCACCCGGCUACGUGAGGCAGGGCGACUAUUUUGUGCCCGUAUCUGGCUACGGACAGCCGAAUGUGAUGACACCCACCAGUAGACCCGAGCCCCAGCAGUACAUACCUGGUUAUGGCCAACCGGUCGAGCCGCAGAGAGAUGCUCGCGGCGGCCGAGGAGACAUCCGUGGAGACCCUCGUGGCGUGGACCCGCGUGAUCCUAGAUAUGGCCAAGGAGAUUAUGAUGCUUCCCGCUACUAUCCAAGCCCGGCCACCACUGCUGCCUCUGUCAACACCCGGGAAACCAUCUCAAGUCCUCCGGUGCAAAGUCAAUAUGGCGGCAUGCCUGUGCAGUACGACCAGUACGGUCGACCUGUCCAACAGCCAGGAGCGCCAUAUGGAGCGCCGGAGCCCGUCUACGCUCAGACAAGGGAGACCCGGGAUACUCGGGAGCCAGCUUAUGGACGUCAAGCGCCACCUGUUGCCGGUGGUGAUCGCGACCGGGAUACACGCCGUCGCAGGCUGCAUUGA
Saxophila tyrrhenica is the source of this 1260-nucleotide messenger RNA. RefSeq lists its product as uncharacterized. Bases 1 to 1260 code for a protein of 419 amino acids. NCBI's taxonomy places the organism in Eukaryota, Fungi, Ascomycota, Dothideomycetes, Mycosphaerellales, Extremaceae. The transcript has 5 exons. The record is from RefSeq and is a predicted model, not a curated record.